Cyclopterus lumpus (lumpfish) is the source of this 11909-nucleotide messenger RNA. RefSeq names its product laminin, alpha 5 (gene lama5). The record is from RefSeq and is a predicted model, not a curated record. The transcript is spliced from 79 exons. Lineage: Eukaryota; Metazoa; Chordata; Actinopteri; Perciformes; Cyclopteridae. Gene Ontology annotation, molecular function: signaling receptor binding. The coding region runs from base 1 to 10740 and encodes 3579 amino acids. Gene Ontology annotation, biological process: cell adhesion; regulation of embryonic development; regulation of cell migration.
AUGCAGGUUCACUUCAUUCAGCUCAGACUCCAAUCAGUAGCAGAUGUUUCACUGAACCUUAUUUUAAAACACAUCUACUGGCUCUUCCACGUUGCCUACGUGUUGAUUAAGUUCGCAAACUCUCCCCGUCCGGACCUUUGGGUUCUGGAGAGAUCCGUCAACUUUGGUCAAACCUACCAACCCUGGCAGUACUUUGCCUCCUCCAAGAGAGACUGUAUUGAGCGGUUUGGACAGAGCACCAUUGAGAGGAUCAGCAAUGAUAACGACAUAGUCUGCACCACCGAAUACUCCCGCAUCGUCCCACUGGAGAAUGGAGAGAUUGUGGUGUCCUUGGUGAACGGUCGGCCCGGCGCUUUGAACUUCUCCUACUCACCAGUACUGAGGGACUUUACCAAGGCCACCAACAUCAGGCUUCGCUUCCUGAGAACCAACACGCUGCUGGGACACCUGAUGGGGAAGGCGCUCCGUGACCCAACUGUCACCCGCAGGUACUACUACAGUAUCAAAGACAUCAGUAUCGGAGGACGCUGUGUGUGUAACGGACAUGCUGAAUCCUGCAACGCCAAUGAGCCCAACAACCCCUACAAGUUACUUUGUGACUGUCAGCACAACACCUGUGGCCUGUCUUGUGACCAGUGUUGCCCCGGAUAUAACCAGUUACCGUGGAAACCCGCCACGACCUACACUGCCAACGAGUGUGAACCGUGUAACUGUCACCGCCACUCGUUUGACUGUUACUACGACCCUGAGGUCGAUCAGAAGAGAGGCAGCAUCGACAUCAACGGACACAACAGAGGAGGAGGAGUCUGCCUCAACUGUCAGCAUCACACCACUGGAGCCAACUGUGAGCACUGCAUCCCCACCUACUACAGGUCACCUGACCACGCCAUCGAGUCUCCAUUGGCCUGCUCACGCUGUGACUGCCAGUCAGAGUUUACAGAUGGUACCUGUGAGGAUCUGACCGGUCGCUGUUUCUGCAAACCAAACUACACCGGAGAGAACUGUGACUCCUGCGCCAAUGGUUUCAUUAACUUCCCAGACUGCUACCCCAUCCCCAUCUAUCCAUCCAGCAAUAACAACGGAGAGGCUAAACCUGCAGGAGAGAUCAUCAACUGUGAGUGCAGUGCAGCUGGUACUGUGGAUAAUUCCUGCAGACCGGAUCCCCGAACCCAGACCUGUGUCUGUAAACCAGGUUUCACUGGUGACCACUGCGACACCUGUGCUCCAGGUUUCUAUGGACAUAACUGUCAAGCCUGUCAGUGUUCAGGUCCCGGCUGUCUGGACGGGUCAUGUGACUUGGUGACCGGUCACAGCGUGUGCCGGAGUGGUUUCAAAGGUUACCAGUGUGACCAGUGUACACCGGGCUACUACAACUACCCACUCUGCCAAUUGUGUGGCUGUAGCACAGUCGGCUCCUUGCCUGAAGGUUGCGAUGUGUCUGGUCGUUGUUUGUGUAAACCAGAGUUUCAGGGUCCUCGAUGUGAACAGUGCAGAUCUGGAUUCCAUUCCUACCCCAACUGCCACGAGUGCACCUGUGAUCCUCGCACCUCAUUGGACUCCAGCUGCACUGCGUCGGGUCACUGCCACUGCCAGCCCAACUACAGCGGAGAGUCAUGUGACCAGUGCACUCCUGGUUACUAUGCUUACCCAAGCUGUACACCCUGCCAGUGUUCUGCAGAGGGCUCCCACUACACCAGCUGUGACCAGGUGACGGGGCAGUGUGUGUGCCUGCCCAACGUGGUGGGGCUGAGGUGUGACAGCUGUGCACACGGCGCCUACGGCUUCCCCAACUGCCGGGCUGGUACCUGCCACCCUGCCGGCUCUGUUCAGUAUGUGGUGCAGCCACUAGUGGGCCAAUGUGAGUGCCGUCGUCAUGUGGAAGGCCCGGCUUGUGACAAAUGUAAAGCUCUGUAUUGGAACCUCUCCCCUGACACUCCUGAUGGAUGCACCAACUGUGAGUGUAACAUUGGAGGUACCAUCAGUGGGGUGGCAGAGUGCGCACAGGAAACUGGCCAGUGCCACUGUAAGCCGAACGCUUGCAGUGGAACCUGCUCCACCUGUAAAGAUGGCUACUACAACCUGCAGGAGCACAACUACUUCGGCUGCCAGGGUUGCCAGUGUGACAUUGGAGGCUCAGCGGGUCAGUCUUGUGGAGAGAGGAACGGCCGUUGUCGCUGCAGACCCAACGUGGAGGGACCAAAGUGUAAUCUUCCUCGUCCAGAUUAUUACUUCCCAGACCUCCAUCACCUGAAGUUUGAGAUUGAGGAGGGAACCAUGCUCGAUGGCCGACCGGUUCGAUUCGGCUACAACCCUCUGGAGUUCCCGGACUUCAGCUGGAGGGGUUAUGCUCAGAUGUCCCCCGUCCAGACUGGAGUGAAGCUUCAGGUUUAUGUGAGUGAGGCAGACGUCUAUCUGACUCGCUUCAUCCUCAGAUAUGUAAACUCUGAGGGCGCUACAUCCAACGGUAAAAUAACAGCCUAUCAGGUCAACCGCAGAGGUUCAGAGCAAUCCAAACAGAUUGUCUUUGCUCCCAGUGUGGAGCCGACUUUUGUCAACGUUCCCCAGAACACCUUUGUAGAGCCAUUUGUCCUGAACCCGGGAACCUGGACUGUUGUUAUAGAGGCUGAAGGAAUCCUGCUGGAUUACCUGGUCCUUCUGCCCAGUGCCUACUAUGAAGCUCCCAUCCUGCAGAUCAGAGUUACUGAGCCCUGCUCCUACAGCUCUGUGCCCGAAGGCAGCCAGAACUGUCUGCAGUACAGAUAUCUGUCUCUGGACUCCUUCCCCUCAAUCUCCGGCAAUGAUGCCAGCUGUCGCAACGACAACCACCUGCCGCGCCCCUGCCCAACUGAGAAGGUCACCCCACGCCACCCUGACAUGGCCAUCUGCAGUGGCUAUGAUAUCAGCGUUCAGCUGCGAGGGCGUCUGCCAUCUCCAGGCGAUUACGUUCUGGUCGUGGAAUAUUCCAGUGAGGAAGAACUGCCACAAACUCUGUCUGUCGCUGUGAACAUGCCGGGAGCACGAACACACGAGCACCACAUAACCCUGCAGCACUGCAAAUACAGCUUCCUGUGUCGAGUCGUGGCCAUCGAUGGACAAAACAGAGUGGCCUUCUUUUCUCUCCCCUCUGAAGCCGAGAUCCAGCUCAUCUCCGACCGUGCCAGCUUCUUCCUGCACAAAGUGUACCUGGUGCCUAAAGACGAGUUCACCAUGGAGUACAUCAAACCUAAAGUCCACUGCAUUAGCACUCAUGGACAGUUCUCACCUGACAGUUCCUCCUGCAUCCCGUCACGCUUCCAGACCCCCUCAGACUCGCUGGUCCUGAAGGAGGGCCAGAGCUCCUCCAUACAGGAGCCCAUCCUGGCCUCCCCUGUAGCAGUUCCUCCUCUGCCCUUCCACCAGAGUGACGAGCCGGCCUGGACGGGAGGAGACAGACCUCCUUACGGAGCAGAUAAUGGUGACCACAUCAGGCUGGAUUCACUGCAGAAUGCAGCGGUGUACUCGACCCGUGUCCAUGCCCUGGGUCGUUACGUCUUCAUUCUCCACUAUCACCAGCCUCUCCACCCCAACUACCCUGUGCAGGUGUACAUUAAUGGUGGACGAAUCUGGCAAGGCCACGCCAACGCCUCCUUCUGUCCCCACGCUUACGGCUGCCGUAACGUCCUGGUGUCUGAGAAUCAGAUCAUUCUGGAUGUGACGGACCACGAGGUCUUCCUCACUGUGCAGAUACCUGCUGGCAAGACGCUGUGGCUGGACUACGUGUUGGUCGUGCCUGAGACGAGCUACAGCUCCAGCUACCUGAAUGAGGAGCCUCUGGAUAAAUCAUACGACUUCAUCAGCAACUGUGGACAAAACAGCUUUUACAUCAACCCUUCCACCGCCUCUCAGUUCUGCCUCAGCUCGGCGGUGUCUCUGUCGGCCUUCUUCAACAACGGGGCGAUGCCCUGCGCCUGCCACGAGGUCGGAGCCGAGAGCGACACCUGCGAACAGUUCGGUGGCCAGUGCCGCUGUCGGCCCGACGUGAUCGGCCGGGACUGCUCCAUGUGUGCCACGGGCUACUGGGGAUUCCCCAACUGCAGACCUUGUAACUGUGGUACGAGGUUAUGUGAACCGGUGACCGGUGACUGUAUCUGCCCUCCCAGGACUGUGCUCCCAGAGUGCACCAAGUGUGAGCCCCAGACGUUUGGCUGCCACCCACUGGUUGGGUGUGAGGUCUGCAACUGCUCUCGGUCGGGCAUCGUCACCCCCGAUGUGAACUGCGACACCUUCAGCGGACAGUGCAGAUGUAAGGACAACGUCGUUGGCCGCAAGUGUGACCGUUGCGCCCCCGGUUUCUAUGGUUACCCCAACUGCAGGCUAUGUGACUGCAACGAGGCAGGAACUGAAGAGGAAGUGUGUGACUCCUUCACAGGACAGUGUCUGUGCAAGGAAAACGUUCAGGGUUCCCGAUGCGACCAGUGCAGAGUUGGUACGUUCCACUUGGACCCAACCAACCCGAAGGGCUGCACCAGCUGCUUCUGCUUUGGAGUCACCGACCGCUGUCGCAGCUCUGACAAGAGACGCACCGAGGUGAUGGACAUGGAGGGCUGGGUGUUGCUUGGAGCAGACAGACAGGAAGUACCGGUCGCGGUGUAUCCUGGUCAGGACCUGGUUGAGGCUGACCUCAGCGAUGUGCCCGAUGUCUACCAGGACCUUCACUGGCAUGCACCAAAGAGUUACCUGGGAGACAAGGUCUCUUCCUAUGGAGGUUAUCUGAGGUAUCGUCUCCACACUCAGACCAUGAGAGGCGACGUGUUGUCUCUGCCUGCAGAAGCCUCCAGGCCCGACAUCAUUCUCAAGGGUAACCAGAUGACCCUGGUGUUCAUGGAGAGAGAGUACUCCUCACCGGAAGAGCCUCACCCGGGAAUCGUUCACAUGGUCGAGGGAAGUUUCCGUCACGCGCAGACCGGUAACUCUGUGUCUCGGGAGGAGCUGAUGAUGGUUCUGGUUGGUCUGGAACUUCUGCAGAUCCGAGCGCUACACUCCCAGUCUGCCCACUCGGUGUCGCUACGCGCCGCCGUGUUGGAGGUCGCCGAGAGCCUGCCCGCCGGUCGCCAUGCCAACAAUGUGGAGAUCUGCAUGUGUCCUGCCAAUUACCUUGGAGACUCUUGUCAGAAAUGUGCUCCGGGUUACUACAGAGACACUAUUGGCCUGUUUCUCGGGAAAUGUAUUCCCUGUAACUGUAACGGACACUCUGACCGGUGUCUGGACGGAUCUGGAAUCUGUUUGAACUGCCAGCACAACACAGCUGGUGACCACUGUGACAGCUGCCCGGGUGGUUUUCUCGGCAACAACAGUCUUGACGGACAGGCGGUGUCAUGCUCCAGUUGUCCCUGCCCACUAAGGGUCCCAUCCAACAACUUUGCAGAAGGUUGCGUGCAGAAAACCGACAGGAUGCAGUGUUUGUGUAUGUCGGGUUAUGCUGGACCACACUGUGAAAGGUGCGCCCCUGGUUACUACGGCAACCCCAUGGUACUGGGCAGCAGGUGCCAGCUGUGCCAUUGCCACGGCAACACAGACCCCAACAUGCUGUUCACCGACUGUCACCCGCUGACGGGCGAGUGCCUCAGCUGCAUGCACGACACGGGCGGGCCUCAUUGUGAGAUCUGCGCCCCUGGUUACUAUGGAGACGCCGUCACUGCCAAGAACUGCACCAAAUGUAACUGCUCUCCAUGUGGCACCGAGUUAUGUGACCCUCAAACUGGACAGUGUCGCUGUAAAGCUGGAGUCACCGGACCGCACUGUGACCGCUGUGAGAACGGCUCAUUUGGCUUUGAAUCGUGCUCUGGCUGCCGUCAGUGCGACUGUGACGCCUCUGCCGCUCUCGUACAGCCGUGUGACCCUCAGAGCGGUCAGUGCACCUGUCAGCCCGGAGUCAACGGGCCAAACUGCAGACAGUGCGCUCCUGGAUUCUGGCACUACGGAGCCAACGGAUGCAGGAAGUGCAGCUGUAGAGGAGGUCGCUGUGACCCUCGCACGGGAGAGUGCCGUUGUCCUGACGGGAUGACAGGAAAACAGUGCGACACCUGCAAGCAAAAAUACAGCGUACCUGUAGAGCACCAUGACAGCAUGCACUGUGAACCGUGUGACAGCUGCGUCAUCGUCCUGUUGGAGGAUCUUGACAAAAUGAAUGACAACUUCAACUCGGUGGCCGGUCAGCUGAGCAGUCUCAACGCCAGCUCCAUGGCCUGGGCUCAGCUGCACAAUCUCAACAAGUCUGUGGAGGAUGUCGCCAGUGCCAUAGAGAACUACAACAGUACGCUGGAUGACAGCAGGACUCGGGCCGACAUGCUGGAUGCUGAGAUUAUGAAUAUCAAUGACGACAUUGAUGAACUACAGGGCAAGGCGACAGUGAUGACUGACAGGGUUGGUGACCUGCGGGACAGUACCGCCAACACACACCAGAGGGCGCAGGACCUGCUGUCGUUCAUCAUCAACAUGACCAUGGGUUUAAAUGACAUCAUGAUGAUGACGAACCAGACGUCGCUGAAUGUCUCCGAAGCUGAGCAGGACGAUGGGGAUAGGGAGAGGAAGAUGAGGGAGGUUCAGGCCAUGCUGAGGGAGAUGAGGUACAGGAGUGUUGCGGGACAAAGGAAACUGUCUGACAAAGAAAAGAUGGCGGCGCAGAAAUUGUUGGACCGUGUUAACAAGGAGUUGGCAGGUCGUCAGGGCGAGAACAGCGACUUGGCGAAUGCUAUCAGAGAGCGCCUGGCCCGCUUCCACUCUGAAAUGAUGGAUCUCCGAGACGCCCUGAACGAAGCUGUGAACAACACUGCCAGAGCCGCAGAGAUCAACAACGUCAAUGAGAAAACUCUGGAGGACAACCAGAGGAGGAUAGAAGACCUGCUGUCCAAGCAGAAGGAGGUGAACGACCAGUUGUCCAUGGCUGAAGAUGACAUAGCGCAGGUCAACGAUGUGUUGUCCAUGAUGCACGACUCCAAAGAGGAAUAUGAGCGGUUGGCGGCCCAGCUGGAUGGUGCCAGGACGCCAUUGGCAAAGAAAGUGCAGAACUUUGCUUUAGCCGAGUCCAAAAUUCCUCUGGUGGAAGAAGCAGAGAAACACGCUGAGCUGCUGGAGACUUUAGCCAUGAACCUGUCCAGUGUGGUAACAGAAACCAAGAAGGACGGAUUAGUGGAUGUGACAAAAGCAUACAACAAGAUCAUCAACAGUAUCAAAGAGGCAGAGGAGGCAGCCAAGAUGGCCGAGAAGGCUGCUAACGACACAAUGGAGAACAUAGAGAACCAGAACCUCGGGCAGGUCGCUGAUUCUCUGAGAAACCACAGUGUGGAGCUGAAGGACGAAGUCGAGAAGCUAAACGAUGAACUCAACGACAGCCUGAAGCCGCAGCUGGAAGACGCCAAGAGGCGACUGGAAGAUGCCAAGACUAAGCAGGUUGAUGUGAUGAAGAACCUGGCGGCGAUUCAGAACAACCUCAACUCCACUACAAACGUGAGUCAAGAGAUCGGCGAGACAAAGCAAGCAGCGAAUCUGGCGAACAGCACGGCCACACAAGUCAACGAUGCCCUGCGUCCCAUUAAAGAGCAGCUGGACAAAUGGCAGCAGACAUACGGAGAUGCCAACGCCACCAAUGAUGAGAUCAACAACGCCCUGAUGGAAGCCAACAAGACUGUGCACGCACUGGGUGAGACUAUUCCUCUGCUAAUGAAGAAGCUGGACAAACUGCAGAAUCACUCCGUACAGAUGCCAAACAUCUCUGAGAACAUCAGCCGCAUCCGACAGCUCAUACAGCAGGCGCGCAACGCUGCUAGCAAGGUGAGCGUGUCGGUGAAGUUUAAUGGGGCGUCCGGGGUCCAGGUCCGUACUCCUCGUAACCUGGCCGAUCUGGCUGCCUACACCUCCCUGAAGUUCUUCAUCACUCUGCCAGAGGCGGCCCGAUCCAGGCGGCAGGACAACAGUAACCAACAGUUUGUCUUCUACCUCGGCAACAAGGAUUCAAGUAAGGAGUACCUGGGCAUGGUGUUGGUGGGAAAGAGACUGCGCUGGUACUUCAAUGUUGGAGGAGAAACUGCUGAGGUGCUGAUGGUUGAAGAUGUCAAGGCUAAUGGAAACUUCAAUAGCGUAGUGCUGGAGAGGAUCCUACAGUACGGUCAGAUGUCCAUGUCUUCAGAAGCCUCUGAGGGGGAACAAAUCGUCACCAAAGCCUCCACGGUGGCUCAAGGGGAUCAGGGGCUCCUCAACCUCCUGAUCGACGACACCGUCUUUUAUGUGGGAGGAUAUCCAAGUACUUUUAAACCCCCCUCCCCGCUCGCUUUGCCUAACUUUAAGGGCUGUAUCGAGUUAGAUACACUCAACGAGGAAGUUCUCAGUCUGUAUAACUUUGAAAACACCUUCCAACUCAACACCACAGCGGAGAAACCUUACGGCAGGUCCAAGCCGGUGCUGACUCAGGCCUGGGUGAAUGACGCGGCGUACUUUGACGGUACCGGCUUUGCUGAGAUCUCCUUUGCUGAUGAAUCUGCUCGCAUUCAGCGCUUUGAACAGGAAGUCAAACUGAUCUCACACAACGGAAUACUGCUGCUGCUGCACAAGGAGAACCAGUUCCUGUGUCUUGCGAUCCUUCAGGGUAGACUGAAGGUUUUCUACGACUUCGAUGGCGAUCUGGUGGAGCUCGAUCCCAAAGAACCUUCAUCUGAAUUCCUGAUGAUCAGUGAUGCCGACCCCAAAGCUCUGGAGAUCAUCAUCCUGCGUUCAACCCCGAACCGUAUUGUGGUGAGGAACAACCGCGUUGGCCUCUACACACACCUUUUCACAGAGAGCAUCCCCCAGUUCAGUGGCAGCUACUACCUGGGAGGAGUACCAGAGCACAUGAUGCCCGGGAAGUUGAAGACUCUGUUUCGCAAGCAGGGCUCUCUGAAGGGCUCUCUGAAGGGCUGUUUCAGAAACGUGAAGGCCCAGAACUCCCACAUCGACCUGAAGAGGAUGAAGCUCUCCGGAGUCAGUUUCGGCUGUGACAGUGACCUGCUGGUGGCUCGGGAGGCUCAUUUCUCUGGUCAGAGCUACCUGGACUUCUCAACUCUCAUCAACAUUCCCAGCCUCAGAAAUAACUUCUACUCCAGCUUCGGCUUCAGGACCGAGCAGAAAGAGGGACUCAUGUUCUACCACCAUGAUCAGGACGGAGUGUUCCAGGUGUUUUUGCAUGAAGGCCAUGUUGUAGUGAGAGCUGGCAACAGUGAGAUUAAGACGCAGAAGACAUACAACGAUGACAACAGCCACUACAUUGCUCUCUACAACAACAUCAACGGGAUGCGUCUGUACAUGGACGACGUGCUGGAGAAAGCAAACGAGGGCCUCCGGCUGAACAGCAGAGGGCGCAGUUUGACGACCAAGGAGGGAAGCACCUUCCUGGGAGGAAUGCCCAACCAAACCUUCUCUAAUCUCACUGGAUGUAUCAGCAAUGUUUUCAUCAAGAGUGUAAAGGAUUCUCAGACGGUGUUGAACCUGCUGAAAGUGAAAGAAAACGUCAACGUUCCUCUUGACUGUCCUGCUGCUAAAAAACCUCAGCAGAUCGUUGCUGCCCAGCCCAAACACAGCAACAAACCCAGGGGAAAGCACAGGAAGCCAUCUGGGUCUCGCAGCCGUAACACCAGGGAGUCCUGUCAGGGGGAGCUGUCAGACCAGGAGGCCGGAGCGACGCACUUCAGCGGCUCCACACACAGCUACCGGAGAUACGACUCUCUGCCCAGCUCACUCAGCUCAAUGCCUCAGAUCUCCAUGGCGUUGAGGAUCAACUCCUCUGAUGGUUUGGUGCUGUACGCAGCUGGUGGGCAGCGCAGUAUGGCUGUGAUGUCACUCAGCGUGUCAGACGGCCACCUGUUGCUUUUGUUGGAUGGCGGAAAGAGGAAGGUCAGCAUGCGGAGCCGCAAGAAGUACAACGACAACCAGUGGCACACGGUGUUUAUAAAACGCGAAGGCGAGAAGAUCAGCCUUAUAGUGGACGGUAUCAGUGCUCAGUCUAAGAGAAUCCCUGGAGGAGACCGGACUCGUCUUGCUGGGCCUUUAUAUGUUGGAGGAGUUCCGGCCUCACUGGCGGCUCCAGGCUCUGGUGGCUUCGUCGGUUGUGUCAGGGACCUGACGCUAAACGAAGCCCUUGCAAAAAGUCCCGCUCAUAGUCAGGGGACGGUGCCCUGCUUCCAGAGUCCUCUCCAGCCCGGAGCGUAUUUCUCUGGCCAGGGAGGACACAUGGCAAUAGAUGAGUCCUUGGUUCUAGGUCGGGAUCUGGAAAUCCAGUUGGAGGUUCGGCCCGUCUUGGACUCUGGGCUGCUGUUGCAUGCUGGGACGUCACCUGACCAACGCCUGAGUUUGGUUCUCAGACAGGGACAGGUGACUGUUUCAUUAAACAGCGGCAAAGGUGAAUUCUCUACCUCCUUUACUCCUGAGGAACCUCUAUGUAAUGGACGCUGGCACACAAUCACAAUGGUGAAGAAGAACAAUGUCCUGCAGCUGCAUGUUGAUGCAGCCAGUGAGCACAGCGUCGGCCCCAAACAGAGCCGCUCUGCAGGGUCCAAAGAGACCGUUUACCUUGGAGGGGUACCUGAUGGCGUCACAGUUCCUGGUCUGCCUGCAGGCCUGCCAGACUUCCACGGCUGCAUCCGCCAAGCGACGAUCAACCGCAGACCUGCCAUGCUGUCCAAACCCCUCGCUGUGUAUGGAGCCGUGGGGACGCAGGGCUGCCCACACAUGUAAACCCAAUACAGUCUUAUCUUCACAUUCCCCAACUGCAAAUUACUGGUGAUGGGUGUCAUGUUACUGUAGCUAAUUUAAAAUAUAUAUUAAUAUUUAUUUUCUAUUUUCAGAAAAAUUUAUAUUUUAUAUUUUACAGUUUGUUGUUGCAAUAUUACUGGUUUGUUAUUGUACUACAGGGUGCUAUAACAACUCCAUAUAGAUGCACUGAUACAAGUGACUGCUACAAGAUAUAAAAUAUCAACUCUAAAAUCUAAAGAUAAUUCUGAAAUGUGAAGUUUAUUGUCAAUGAAGGCAACACUGCUUGAAUUUUCUUGCUUUUGAAAGCAAAUGGUGAAAAGUAAAUGUCAAUCGUCCAAACACAUUUUCUGGAUCUGCAUUAUAUAUUAAAGUAAAUGAUGUAUACAGUUGUGUAUCGUGUAUCUCUAGCAGAGAAUGUUAAGAAUACCUACUGAGUCGGUACACUGUGAAAACUGAUGUAUGAGCAACGUCCUCAAGCAGUGCAGAUGGGCAAUGUCACCUGGGACUGGACAUUUGGGAAUAUCAGACUCUCAGUGAUGCAAAGAUGAAUACAUUUAACAUAUGACACCAAAAAGGUUAAAAAUAAUAUAACAUUAGGGUUGCGUUGCACCAACAAGGAUUAAUGAAUCUACAAUUAGUAUUAAUCAGAGUUUAACCAAACUAGAUAUUAGGAAAUACAUACAUUACAUUACUCAUGAUGGCUCUGCAGAGGUCUAAUUUCUCCUCCGAGAAAAACUUAGACUGCCUGUUGGCCCAAUAUUCCUGUUCAGCUCCACAACAGUUUCCUUGAUGAACCAAUAAUAUCUUGAAAGAAAAUCAGCAGCAGCAUUAUAAAAUCUGUCCCGUAACUUUCUUCGAGGAACUUGAUUAUUUUUGCUCAAUCCCUCUCAAAGGUUUUGGUGCAACAAAAUUGAAUAUUAUCAAGGUUUAGAUUAAAAACUAAACUGAUGUUAAACGAGAGGUUUGAAUAUAGAUCUUUAAGCUGGUCUACAUGAUUGUUACAUGAUUUUGAAGGUACAUUUACCAUGCCUAGUUAAUACAUCAGUUAUCAAAGGAUGAUCACAUAGCCUAAAUGUGAUUUACAGAUAGUUCAAACAUACAGUAGUUUAUGGGAAUUUUACUGUCCCGCCCCCCCCCCCCCCCCCCCCCCC